GUGAAUGAAUGACUUACUACGUCGAGAGAUCACUGACAUAAAUACAACUUUUGUUAUUUGCUUCAGAGAAGAUAAAAUUAGAUUUUAAUCACCAUUGUUUUGGAAAAAAUUAAAACCAUAUGGAACUAUGUGAAAAUGUCGACAUUUCACGGAUCAAUUCGAGUGAUAAUAUCAGAAAUUAACCAGUUUUUUAAUGAUACACUUCGGCACGAGAAGCUAUCGCCUAAAGCCAUACAGAAGAAGGAAAGCAUCCAGAAAUUGAUUAACGAACUCCAGAGUUCUUACCCACAAAUCGCGCCUAAUGACCAGAGCGACAGAGUCUUCUUACACGAUGUACGUAUCGCAGAUAUAGCGGCUAAAGAUCUAUACAAUGUAGCCAAGGCCGGAUUUCUCGAGAAGCGCAGAAAGAAAGAACUUCGACUUAGGAGCAGUUAUCAGAGACGGUACUGUAUCAUAGAGUAUGGCGUGUUCUACUACUACAUCAACACAACAGACAAGAAACAAGCCGGCGCCUUCUCACUCGAUGGUUACAAAUUCCAUAAGGCGCCCUAUUUGCCGACAGAUGCUAACAAAGGUGAAGUUAGCUUUGAACUCACAGGUGCAAACAGAAGAACAUAUCAGUUCCUCGCCGAGUCCAAGACGGACAUGGAUGAAUGGCGGGUUGCCGUGGAGAAGUUCAGUGGUCUGAACAGCAAGAGCAAAUCAACCGGAAAUGAACCGGCGCCCAGGCCAGACCAGCCGAUUGGCGUGCCAGACAGUGGUAUAUACUACGAAGACGUUCAGUUGCAUGAAGAGCUUCCGUACGAAUUUGAAGACGAAAACAGCAGCGAGUUCGACAAGGAAACCCAGUCGGAUGACAGCGCGAGUUACGAAGUCCCACACACCCAGCGAAAGACGGUCGGCAAACAAGACUCAAACGACGAGACGUCACGGACCGACCAGCAGGCUCCUCCCAAUCACCAUGACAACCACCAGGACAGGAAUGCUUCUCCUUCUACGCCGAACUCUACUUGUCGCUCACCUCCUUCAGAUCAAGAUCGUCAUCCGCCACGAAACCCAGUCCAUCCCCCUCCACCACCAAGACAACAACAACAACGACGUCAGCAACAACAUAGACAACAACAACAACAAAGACCGGCUCCAGGCAGUACAGCUACAGUACCGGCAGCAAAGCCUAGAGAAAAGAUGCACCCUUCGGUUCCUGCUCCAAAGCCUCCAACAAAAUCGGCCCCGAAGACGAAAGCCCCACCUCCCAUAGCCCCGAAGUAUGGACGGCAACCGCCGAACACCAACGUCAACGGUCGGCACGAGUCGGAUAUUUACGAUGACGUGGAUAAUCGGGUUGCACCUGAUUCUUAUACGGAAGAUAAUUAUGAAGAUGUUCGUACUGCGAAUCCAAACGAACAAGCCAAGAAUAAUUUUGAACAGUAUUCCGAAGAACAAUUUUGUACGGCUGCUGAAAAAGAGGCACCCAUAGGCCGCUACCCGCAAGAGCAUACACCACUCGCAGAAAGCCAGUCUAGUUUAUACGCGAACGCAGAUUCCGAUUUGCACUAACAAAUAACAUAUUGAUACUACAUGAAAAAAAUGCAGACAGGGGAUAUAAAUGAAAAACAACAACAACAACAACAAAACCGCAGUCAUGUGCAAGGUUUGCCAAGAGUAGCGGUACAAAAUACCACAUGAAUUGUCAGAUAGACCACUGCCGCACACCGCUCGCUAUAGGCAAAAUGCGAUUAAAAGGAUGAAUCACACUGGUGUAUAUAAGUAUCCUUACGUAUUAUUAUUAUUAUUUUAUUUUUGUAUUAUUAUUUUUAUUUAUUUAUUAUUAUUAUUAUUGUUAUUAUUAUUUUUAUUUUUUUUUGUCAUUAGACCAAUAUUAUUUCACACGUAUUACAACAUAUGCCAUAAAUUAAUAUACAUGUAGAUCUGCGAUAAUUCAAAUUUUUUUGUAAACUCUGCGUAAUGUAAAUAAAUAUAGCUUUUUAUGCCAAA
Messenger RNA from Gigantopelta aegis, 1995 nucleotides. RefSeq names its product SH3 domain-binding protein 2-like. The transcript has 8 exons. Gene Ontology annotation, cellular component: cytoplasm; plasma membrane. The record is from RefSeq and is a predicted model, not a curated record. The coding region runs from base 136 to 1557 and encodes 473 amino acids. Lineage: Eukaryota; Metazoa; Mollusca; Gastropoda; Neomphalida; Peltospiridae.